AUGGUCUUGGAAGACCUUCGGGUUUCUGCUUCAUAUAUGAAAUGCCACCGGGCCAAAGGCAAAGCCAUAGAAGACACCAUCGGUAAUGCCGAGGAUUCCUAUCUCCAGUUUGCUUCAUACUUUGAAAGACUGAAAGCCACUAACCCUGUCACAGUCACGGCCAUUGAAACCGAAUUAGAUGACCUAAAGCAGACUCGUUUCCUUUAUGCUUUCCUUUCUUUUGGAGCUUCCAUCCAUGGUUUCCGCCGAGUCCGACCUGUUCUCAUCGUCGAUGGGACACAUCUCUCCGGAAAAUACAAAGGUGUUCUCCUCACAGCUAGUGGCCAAGAAGGCAACUUCCAGGUUUUCCCCUUGGCUUUCGUUGUCGUUGACGGGGAGACCGACGGGGCUUGGCACUGGUUUCUUACUAAAGUGGAAAGGAUAAUUGCUGAUUCUAACGCCCUCACAAUCAUCUCUGACCGUCAUGCCUCCCUUCUCAAAGCCAAGCAGAUCGUAUUUCCCAAGCACACCAUGGGACGUAAAGAUUUCAACGACCACUUCGGUAAACUCAAGCAAGCUAAUGGGGCAUGUGCAAAAUAUCUUGAAGACAUAGGGACUGCAAAGUGGGCGCGGACAUAUUUCCCAGGGAACCGAUACAACCUCCUCACUAGCAACGUAGCCGAGCAGCUCAACAAUGCAUUACGUAAAGCAAGGCCUUCACCAAUUGUUGAGUUGUUCAUGUUCAUCCAAAGGAUGUUGACUCGUUGGUUCUCAGCAAGGAGAACAAAAUCAGCAAAACACAGGGGGUCUGCUACACCAGAGGUAGAAGCUGUUAUGCAGACACACAUCAGGCUUACAAAAGGGAGCAAUAUAUCAAACAUUACUAGCUGGAGCUAUCAAGUGAAGGGGGUUUUCGGGCACACCAACAAUGUUUCUCUUGAUAAUAAAGUUUGCACAUGCCAGUCAUGGAUAGAAACCUACUCUGGUGUCAUCUACCCUGAGGCCCCUCUAGGGGACCAGGAUAUGUGUAGCAUCCCCGUCCCGCUGUCUGAGCUGGAUCAGUCUAAGGACGAGUCAGAUAGACCGAUCAGAUGA
Molecule: messenger RNA, 1074 nt
Organism: Brassica napus (rape)
Lineage: Eukaryota; Viridiplantae; Streptophyta; Magnoliopsida; Brassicales; Brassicaceae
Exons: 4
Coding region: 1-1074 (357 amino acids)
Source: RefSeq, a predicted model, not a curated record